Molecule: messenger RNA, 1185 nt
Organism: Mesorhabditis belari
Lineage: Eukaryota; Metazoa; Nematoda; Chromadorea; Rhabditida; Rhabditidae
Source: the annotation of a GenBank genome assembly
AUGCGGAUGUCUCGGCUUCAUUUUAUGAAAAAUUUGGUGGCUCGGUUUUGCCCAGUUGGCAAUUUACAUGUGAUAGAUCCGCAAGUUGAUUUGAAACACAUCUUUGCAAAUCCGGCAUUAUUGCAGCGAGAUCUUGCAGCAAGAGAAUUAAACAUCGACGCUAGCAAAGUUCAAACUGCGUAUGAAGAGUGGUGGAAGUUAUAUGAACAAUUUAAUAGAUUGGAACAAAAGGAUGCGAAAACGGCGGCGUAUGAAGCAAAAAAGGAAAUGAAAUUAUCUUACGAAGGCUUAUUGGAUGCAUUAGCCCUGCCGAACAAACUCUCUAAUGAAACUUUGAAACAAAGGUCUAUUAAAAAAGAUCCACUUGGUUAUCACUCGAAUCAUUUUCGUUAUCUGGCCAAGCAGGGAUUACUUUCAACAAAUCGAACCACUGAAACGGUAAAUUUGAUUGGUUAUCUUCCACUUAUGCUUAAAGCUAUCAGAAAAGCAGUCAUUGACCUAUUUUCCGAAAUGAUCCCCAUAUCCCCCCCUCACUUGGUGAGAGCGGCGUUGCUUGAGGGAUGCAAUGUGGACCUUGCAGCCUAUAGCCAAUUUAAUGAAGGAAAGAACACAUCAGACUCAAAAGAUAGUUCAUUUCUUGUCGGUCAUUCGUUAACAACAACUCUUGCACCUUUCAUUCGGACAGUUUUUUCGAAGCAUACUAAUUGUUGGCCAAUAUGUUUACACUCAAGUGGCAUGGCUUACUUUGCAAAGUCUAAUCGCCUUGAUCUCAUAUCGUGUCGUCAACGGGAACAAUAUGUUCAACUUGUAAUGGGGACAAGUAAAGAAGAGGUGCAAACGAGGCUUAUGGAAACGGUUAAGACUAUCGAAAGAUUUUUACGACACGAUUUGCAACUUCAAAUCUAUCGCCGGAAUUUGAGUGCACCCGAGUUAAUGCUUAGCGAAUCAUCGGGAGUUGUUGUUGAGGAUGAUGAUGUACAAUUGAUACGAAGUUCAUUUUAUGGCGAAUAUGUUUCACGGAGACUAAACUUGCAAUUCACAGAUGGAUUUCUGCAGUUAGGGUUUGUGACAGUAGAUUUGUAUCGAGUUCUUGCAAAAAUCAUUGACGCAACAAUUGUUGGCAACGAUUUACCGCCGAUUCUUAGAUCAACAAUAAAAAAAUCUCGGGAAUCUACAAAAAAUUUU